Messenger RNA from Xylona heveae TC161, 786 nucleotides. RefSeq lists its product as hypothetical. The transcript has a single exon. The record is from RefSeq and is a predicted model, not a curated record. NCBI's taxonomy places the organism in Eukaryota, Fungi, Ascomycota, Xylonomycetes, Xylonales, Xylonaceae. The coding region runs from base 162 to 719 and encodes 185 amino acids.
CCAUAUCGCUCGCAUAUGUGGAAGAAAACAAGAGCGAGCAACAGCGGUGCGCAUCAUGUUAAUACCUUCUCUCCUUUUGACCGUUUCAUACCAGCGCAUCUCAAUUCCACGCGUCCCCCGAGCGGCAUCAUCGUCACCAUUUAUCAUUUAUUUCUGAGCCAAUGGACCAGCGAAAAGAAAGCACUCAGUCUGAUGCGCAGUUUCGGUUUCCCUUUUGCAUCAUCAUCAUCAUCAUCAUCACCAUCGAUAGACCGUCAAUAUUGCCAAGGACACAGAUAGACUCUUUGACUCUCUUGUCCCGAGUGUGCAGCUGCAUCUAUCUAUCUGUUUCUAAGUUUUUCUUUUUACUCUCCCUGGCAAGCAAGCGUCCCAAGCAGACAAGAAUUCAAAUAGCGUCAACUACAAGCGUCUACAUACACGGGAACUGGCGUCCUUGGAAGCGAAUCUUAUUGGACCUGCGUGGCGUCUUUUAUUCUUCUUAUUUGAUGAUUUCCAUGUCGAUGGGUUUCGUCUUUGAUUCGACGACUCGUUUAUUGCCGAUCCUUCGUCUUAUCAUCAUUGUCUCCCACUAUAGUUGUCAUUAUGGGCAUAUAUCCUCUUCUUCUUUUCUCAUUUUCCUCCCAUUAUCUCUUUUCUUAUCUUUUCUUUUCUUUUUUUCCCUUCGUCUUUGCUGCAUAUGUAUCCUGUCCAACGGCGUCAUGUACAUAGGACUGAUUUAAUUUCCAAUUGCAAUAUCAAGCAAUGUCUCAAGUCAAGGUCAUGUGUAUUAUGCUUUCGUCCCAAAGU